AACCCGGAUUCGCAAACGGUAGAGCUAGACCGGGAGUUCCUCGAUACUGUCAUCGUCCAUGGCCGCGAGUACCAGAAAUACUCGAUUGACAACCGCAUAUAUUUCGUCCCAAUCGAUGAGGAGGAGGCGCAGCGUCUCGACCACCAGCAACGAGUUUUUCAAAGGAUUUUUGAUGACCGACUGAUCUUCCCACCCAUUCAUCGGCUGCGACGGGUACUGGACUGUGGCCAUGGGGCCGCAUCGUGGGCGAUAGAGGUUGCUGAGCAGCAUCCGAGUUGCGAGGUCAUUGGCGUAGAUAUUGCCCCGCACAUGAGCCCAGACGAUGUGCCUAAUAAUUUGUGGCUCCAGGUCGAUGACUUGAACCGACGGUUCACAUUCCCAGCAAACCACUUCGACCUCGUUCAUUCUCGACUCCUUGCGACCGGUAUUCACCGUUCACGAUGGCCAUCAUACAUCCGCGACAUCGUCAGGGUGCUGAGACCAGGAGGAUGGGUCCAAAUGACUGAAAUAUACUUCAAUGUGCAAUCGGACAACGGUUCCAUCACUGAUCAACAUGCUUUGCGAAGAUGGAGCACUCAAUACAUGCGUGCAUUAGAGGACCGGAAAGACCUUCGAAUCGGAUCCAGGCUACGCAACUUUUUCGAUGAAGCAGGGUUGGUGGAGGUUGACACGAAGAUGAUCCCUCUCCCUCUGUCGGCAUGGUCAAGUGAUCCCAGGAUGCGGGAUAUCGGCCGAUAUAACAGUGGAAAUAUCCAACAACUCCUGCGGUCGUUGGCAUUAUACCCUCUCACCCAGCGUUUGCACAUGUCGACAGAAAGCUUUGACAGAUUGGUGGAGCAAGCGCGGGAUGAGGCCAGGAAUCACUCGCUGAAGGCAUACUUCCCACUGUAG
Penicillium cataractarum is the source of this 891-nucleotide messenger RNA. Its product is annotated as class I SAM-dependent methyltransferase. The annotation marks the transcript as partial. Gene Ontology annotation, molecular function: methyltransferase activity. The record is from RefSeq and is a predicted model, not a curated record. The transcript has 6 exons. Lineage: Eukaryota; Fungi; Ascomycota; Eurotiomycetes; Eurotiales; Aspergillaceae.